AUGUCAUGGUUUAAGGUGACGCAGGCAGUUUAUUACACUGAAGUUUAUAUUCAAACAUUGAUAAUCUACAGUGGUUUCAUUCGAGAUUCAAUCUUUUAUUGUGAUAAAUGGGGACUUCCACCUCAACUUGUCAAAGGUAGUGAUGUUGAUGAAAUCAUUUCAUACAAAGAAUCAUUACACUUGAGAAUAAGAGGUAUGAUUAGUAUUGAUUUGUUGCUCUAUCCAUUCUAUCAUGGUUGGAUGCCACAGGAGGAUGAUGUAUUUUUCUUUAAAAUCCCAAGUACAAAGAAAGCAAUUUACAACAUUGACCCCACUGUUGUUGGAACCUCUGAUCCAAAUACAGUUAAAAGCGAGAGUCCUAUUCUGGCAGACAAUUUAAAUAUGACACAAACAAACCAAGAAGUUCAUUAA
Molecule: messenger RNA, 411 nt
Organism: Heterostelium album PN500
Lineage: Eukaryota; Evosea; Eumycetozoa; Acytosteliales; Acytosteliaceae
Exons: 3
Coding region: 1-411 (136 amino acids)
Source: RefSeq, a predicted model, not a curated record